CCUGGGCGAUGAGCGACUGGCCGCCGGGAUCGACCCUGCUGAGGACUACUCGAUGGUAGAGAUGUACGAUAGUCACCAGUCUGUGAUGAUGGCGACUCGUCGAACACGGCAGCUGCUGGGCAACGAGAUCGCCGAACACGCUCGCCACCACCACCUCGACCUCAAGCGGCUAGACGUCCAGUGCUCCAACCAGGGCAUGCAGGUGCGCCUGGAGUUUCUGGAGCCUUUCGAUGGCGUCGUAUACAGCAAGGGUCACUUUGAGGAUCCCAAAUGUCGGUACGUGCAGGCUGGCAGCGGUCGAGCGGAGUACAGUUUCACGGUUCCUAUGAGGGGGUGCGGCAGCCGCCCGUCCUCCGGCCAGUGUUCCUCCGGCUCUUGUGGUCUCGGCCACGCUAUGGACAACGUACUUGUCAUCCAGACAGACGAGUUCGUUCAGGAAGUUUGGGACCUGGCCAGACGGAUAUCCUGUCCCACCAGUUCCAACCUGAACCAGAAGACCGUGUACUUCCAGCCAAUCACUGUGGACAUGCUGGAAGUGGUGUCAGUCCCCUCAGCCCUCGGCACGAUAGACUGCUGGAUGGACAUACAGCGAGGCACAUACCCCAGAAUAACGCCGAUCAACGGCAUCAUCAAGAUCGGCGAGACGCUGACGGUUCUGGUGUACAUCAAGGACCCGGACAACGGCCUGGACCUGCUGGUGCGCGACUGCUGGGCGUACGAUGGUGAAGACUACGAGAGUCCGGAGACUACUAGGCUCCAACUCACCGACAAGCAAGGCUGUCCCAAGAAGAAGAAGUUGAUCCACUACUGGACGACAACCACCAACACAGGCAACUCUGGAGCAACCGUCCUCGCCUUCAACAACAUGACAGCCUUCAAGUUCCCGGACAAACAGCAAGUAUUCCUCACCUGCAACAUUGAGCUAUGUCCAGGAAAAUGCGAGGGAGGCUGUGGACAAACAACUGACAUGGUCACAGUGACUGUACCCGUAACAACAAUAAGGCCUCAAUGUUACCCCGGAUCGCCAGAUCCCAGAUGUCCUCAGCAACCAACCACACCUCGUCCUCCACAGUGUUACCCAGGAUCAACGGAUCCAAGAUGUCCACAAACGCCACGUCCACCUACUCGUCCACCAACAACACCAGCUGCUCCUCAAUGUUACCCAGGAUCACCAGAUCCCAGAUGUCCUCAGCAACCAACCACACCUCGUCCUCCACAGUGUUACCCAGGAUCAACGGAUCCAAGAUGUCCACAAACGCCACGUCCUCCUACUCGUCCACCAACAACUCCAGCUGCUCCUCAAUGUUACCCAGGAUCACCAGAUCCCAGAUGUCCUCAGCAACCAACCACGCCUCGUCCUCCACAGUGUUACCCAGGAUCAACGGAUCCAAGAUGUCCACAAACGCCACGUCCUCCUACUCGUCCACCAACAACACCAGCUGCUCCUCAGUGUUACCCAGGAUCGCCAGAUCCCAGAUGUCCUCAGCAACCAACCACACCUCGUCCUCCACAGUGUUACCCAGGAUCAACGGAUCCAAGAUGUCCACAAACGCCACGUCCGCCUACUCGUCCACCAACAACUCCGGCUGCUCCUCAAUGUUACCCAGGAUCGCCAGAUCCCAGAUGUCCUCAGCAACCAACCACACCUCGUCCUCCACAGUGUUACCCAGGAUCAACGGAUCCAAGAUGUCCACAAACGCCACGUCCGCCUACUCGUCCACCAACAACACCAGCUGCUCCACAAUGUUACCCAGGAUCGACGGAUCCAAGAUGUCCACAAACGCCACGUCCACCUACUCGUCCACCAACAACUCCAGCUGCUCCUCAAUGUUACCCAGGAUCGCCAGAUCCCAGAUGUCCUCAGCAACCAACCACACCUCGUCCUCCACAGUGUUACCCAGGAUCAACGGAUCCAAGAUGUCCACAAACGCCACGUCCACCUACUCGUCCACCAACAACUCCAGCUGCUCCUCAAUGUUACCCAGGAUCAACGGAUCCAAGAUGUCCACAAACGCCACGUCCGCCUACUCGUCCACCAACUACUCCAGGUGCUCCUCAAUGUUAUCCAGGAUCGCCAGAUCCCAGAUGUCCUCAGCAACCAACCACACCUCGUCCUCCACAGUGUUACCCAGGAUCAACGGAUCCAAGAUGUCCACAAACGCCACGUCCGCCUACUCGUCCACCAACAACUCCAGCUGCUCCUCAAUGUUACCCAGGAUCGCCAGAUCCCAGAUGUCCUCAGCAACCAACCACACCUCGUCCUCCACAGUGUUACCCAGGAUCAACGGAUCCAAGAUGUCCACAAACGCCACGUCCACCUACUCGUCCACCAACAACUCCAGCUGCUCCUCAAUGUUACCCAGGAUCGCCAGAUCCCAGAUGUCCUCAGCAACCAACCACACCUCGUCCUCCACAGUGUUACCCAGGAUCAACGGAUCCAAGAUGUCCACAAACGCCACGUCCACCAACUCGUCCACCAACAACUCCAGCUGCUCCUCAAUGUUACCCAGGAUCAAUGGAUCCAAGAUGUCCACAAACGCCACGUCCGCCUACUCGUCCACCAACAACUCCAGCUGCUCCUCAAUGUUAUCCAGGAUCGCCAGAUCCCAGAUGUCCUCAGCAACCAACCACACCUCGUCCUCCACAGUGUUACCCAGGAUCAACGGAUCCAAGAUGUCCACAAACGCCACGUCCGCCUACUCGUCCACCAACCACUCCAGCUGCUCCUCAAUGUUACCCAGGAUCGCCAGAUCCCAGAUGUCCUCAGCAACCAACCACACCUCGUCCUCCACAGUGUUACCCAGGAUCAACGGAUCCAAGAUGUCCACAAACGCCACGGCCGCCUACUCGUCCACCAACAACUCCAGCUGCUCCUCAAUGUUAUCCAGGAUCUAAUGAUCCUAGGUGUCCACAAUCUACACGCCCAACAACUCCAUCCUUUUGUUUUCCAGGCACUAAAGAUCCUAGAUGUCCUGCGGAUAAAAUUCCACCCUUCAGUACAAGACCUCCUUCAACAUACUUGCCACCUGUUUCAACACCUCCAACCCCUCCGUCAAGGCCACUUCAAUGCUAUCCAGGAUCUACAGACCCGCGAUGUCCUCAAACUCCACGACCCCCAACAACACCAGCUGUUCCACAAUGUUAUCCUGGAUCCACAGAUCCAAAGUGUCCUAAGCAACCAAUCACACCUCGUCCGCCACAAUGCUAUCCUGGAUCGACAGACCCGCGUUGUCCUCAAACUCCACGACCCCCAACAACACCAGCUGCUCCACAAUGUUAUCCUGGAUCCACAGAUCCAAGGUGUCCUAAGCAACCAACCACACCUCGUCCGCCACAAUGCUAUCCUGGAUCGACAGACCCGCGUUGUCCUCAAACUCCACGACCCCCAACAACACCAGCUGCUCCACAAUGUUAUCCUGGAUCCACAGAUCCAAGGUGUCCUACGCAACCAACCACACCUCGCCCGCCACAAUGUUAUCCUGGAUCGACAGACCCGCGUUGUCCUCAAACUCCACGACCCCCAACAACACCAGCUGCUCCACAAUGUUAUCCUGGAUCCACAGAUCCAAGGUGUCCUAAGCAACCAACCACACCUCGUCCGCCACAAUGCUAUCCUGGAUCGACAGACCCGCGUUGUCCUCAAACUCCACGACCCCCAACAACACCAGCUGCUCCACAAUGUUAUCCUGGAUCCACAGAUCCAAGGUGUCCUAAGCAACCAACCACACCUCGCCCGCCACAAUGUUAUCCUGGAUCAACAGACCCGCGUUGUCCUCAAACUCCACGACCCCCAACAACACCAGCUGCUCCACAAUGUUAUCCUGGAUCCACAGAUCCAAGGUGUCCUAAGCAACCAACCACACCUCGUCCGCCACAAUGCUAUCCUGGAUCGACAGACCCGCGUUGUCCUCAAACUCCACGACCCCCAACAACACCAGCUGCUCCACAAUGUUAUCCUGGAUCCACAGAUCCAAGGUGUCCUACGCAACCAACCACACCUCGCCCGCCACAAUGUUAUCCUGGAUCGACAGACCCGCGUUGUCCUCAAACUCCACGACCCCCAACAACACCAGCUGCUCCACAAUGUUAUCCUGGAUCCACAGAUCCAAGGUGUCCUACGCAACCAACCACACCUCGCCCGCCACAAUGUUAUCCUGGAUCGACAGACCCGCGUUGUCCUCAAACUCCACGACCCCCAACAACACCAGCUGCUCCACAAUGUUAUCCUGGAUCCACAGAUCCAAGGUGUCCUAAGCAACCAACCACACCUCGUCCGCCUCAAUGCUAUCCUGGAUCGACAGACCCGCGUUGUCCUCAAACUCCACGACCCCCAACAACACCAGCUGCUCCACAAUGUUAUCCUGGAUCCACAGAUCCAAGGUGUCCUACGCAACCAACCACACCUCGCCCGCCACAAUGCUAUCCUGGAUCAACAGAUCCGCGUUGUCCUCAAACUCCACGACCGCCAACAACACCAGCUGCUCCACAAUGUUAUCCAGGUUCCACAGAUCCAAGGUGUCCUACGCAACCAACCACACCUCGCCCGCCACAAUGUUAUCCUGGAUCGACAGACCCGCGUUGUCCUCAAACUCCACGACCCCCAACAACACCAGCUGCUCCACAAUGUUAUCCUGGAUCCACAGAUCCAAGGUGUCCUACGCAACCAACCACACCUCGCCCGCCACAAUGUUAUCCUGGAUCGACAGACCCGCGUUGUCCUCAAACUCCACGACCCCCAACAACACCAGCUGCUCCACAAUGUUAUCCUGGAUCCACAGAUCCAAGGUGUCCUAAGCAACCAACCACACCUCGUCCGCCUCAAUGCUAUCCUGGAUCAACAGACCCGCGUUGUCCUCAAACUCCACGACCCCCAACAACACCAGCUGCUCCACAAUGUUAUCCUGGGUCCACAGAUCCGAGGUGUCCUAAGCAACCAACCACAUCUCGUCCGCCACAAUGCUAUCCUGGAUCGACUGACCCGCGCUGCCCUCAAACACCACAACAACCAACAACUCCACGCCCUCCUCAAUGUUAUCCAGGCUCUAAUGACCCUAGGUGUCCACAAACUACACGCCCAACAACUCCAUCUUCUUGUUUUCCAGGCACCAAAGAUCCAAGAUGCCCGACCGAUAAAGUUCCACCUUUUAGUACAAGACCUCCUUCUACUUAUCUUCCACCUGUUACGACGCCCACAACCUCUCCCACACGCCCCCCUCAAUGUUAUCCUGGAUCUCCAGAUCCCCGAUGUCCAACAUCACCACCACAGUGUUACCCUGGUUCAAAUGACCCGCGAUGUCCAAAACCUACAACACCCCCGCAAUGCUAUCCCGGUUCAUUUGACCCUAGAUGUCCAAGACCACCACCUUCCACUACACAGCCUCCUCCAAACUGUUUCCUGGGAUCAACUGACCCAAGAUGUCCAAGACCACCACCUUCCACUACACAGCCUCCAAAUUGCUUCUUAGGAUCUACAGAUCCUAGAUGUCCAAGGCCACCGCCGUCAACUACUCAGCGCCCCCCAAAUUGUUUCCCAGGAUCUACAGACUCAAGAUGUCCAAGACCACCACCUUCAACGUCUCAGCGUCCUCCAAAUUGCUUCCCGGGAUCUACUGACCCAAGAUGUCCAAGACCACCACCAUCAACAACUCAGCGCCCCCCAAAUUGUUUCCCAGGAUCUACAGACUCAAGAUGUCCAAGACCACCACCUUCAACGUCUCAGCGUCCUCCAAAUUGCUUCCCGGGAUCUACUGACCCAAGAUGUCCAAGACCACCACCAUCAACAACUCAGCCCCCUCCAAACUGUUUUCUGGGAUCUACAGACCCAAGAUGUCCAAGGCCACCGCCUUCAACUACUCAGCGCCCUCCAAAUUGUUUCCCAGGGUCUACAGACCCAAGAUGUCCAAGACUACCACCAUCAACAACUCAACCCCCUCCAAACUGUUUUCUGGGAUCUACAGACCCAAGAUGUCCAAGGCCACCGCCUUCAACUACUCAGCGCCCUCCAAAUUGUUUCCCAGGAUCUACAGACCCAAGAUGUCCAAGACCACCACCAUCAACAACUCAGCCCCCUCCAAACUGUUUUCUGGGAUCUACAGACCCAAGAUGUCCAAGGCCACCGCCAUCAACUUCUCAGCGUCCUCCAAAUUGCUUCCCUGGAUCUACAGACCCAAGAUGUCCAAGGCCACCGCCUUCAACUACUCAGCGCCCUCCAAAUUGUUUCCCAGGAUCUACAGAUCCAAGAUGUCCAAGACCACCACCAUCAACUUCUCAGCGUCCUCCAAAUUGCUUCCCGGGAUCUACAGACCCAAGAUGCCCAUCUACUCCACCAACAUAUAUUCCCCCCAACCAAACUCCUUUUGUGUGCACUUGCAAUGGGACAACGUCUCGUCCUAUUGUCCCCCCUCUUUGUUUCCCGGGAUCAACAGAUCCUCGCUGUCAGGAUAUACCCAAUUGCUACCCUGGUUCUCCUGAUCCAAGAUGUUCUGAAAUAACUUUUAGGCCCACUCCAUCAUAUCCGACUAAUCAACAAUUCCCUAGCUAUCCCCCUCCUCGACCUACUGGCCCAUCUUACCCUACUUUGCCAUCUUAUUCACCGACACAACCUCCUCCACCAACUUACCCAACAUCAAAACCUCCUUCUCCUUCCUAUCCAACUUCUCGUCCACCAGUUUCAUCCUAUCCUCCUCAACCUUCUACAAGUUACCCCUCACCUAGACCUCCAAUUACUGGUUAUCCUAGGCCUUUGCCUCCUUCUUCUUCAUUUCCCACACCAUCAUCCUGUUAUCCAGGCUCUCCAGAUCCAAAAUGUCCACAACCAUUCCGUCCAUCAUCCACUAAAGUGCCAUCUACAUACCUUCCACCUCCUCCUGGUUGCUUCCCAGGAAGCACUGACCCUAACUGCAAUGAAAUAGGAGUUCCCGCUGAACCAGAAAUACCUCCAGACCAAUCACAAAGUGUUUUUACUGGUGUGAAGCCUCCUUGCUUUCCAGGUUCUAAAGAUAUUAGAUGCCUGACAAAGUCAACAACUCAAGAGAUUGAAGAAGGGUCAGAUUUAUCUCCGGAUUCACUCAACCCAAUCGCUGUAGGGACAACUGCCUUGACUACACAGGGAGAACAAGACUUCCACAGUAAAGAUGCUGAUCCCAGAUACCAUGCGUUUCACAGAUUCUUGUAUGAGCCUGUGAAACCACGGAGACGAAACUACGGCAAGAGAGACCUAACGGAAGUCUUGAGGAUGAUGGAACAAAGCUCCAAGACUGCCUCUGCCCCCACCCACCCCACUGCCAUCAUGAUACUCGGUGCGCUGACACUCCUAACGGUCGUGUCAUCUGUUUACGUAGGUUAUCAUUACUUCAAGCGAAAACCAGAUUCAAUCCUGCCUCAAUCUCUCGUCAAAUAGUCUUUGUUCAUCUGUUAGCUCAUUGUGAUUUUAAUAGAGACAUUUUUCUUCAAGAAUCCUUUUGCAAUAGAACUGAGAUUUUCUAAUAACACUUAUUGUCAGCAAUUGAAGAAAAUACAAAAUAUAAUAACUUUGAAUUAACAAACCAUAACAUCAAGGCUCUUACAACUAAUUCCAAUUUUUUUGACUAGUUUUAGUACUUUGCAAUUUAACGAAUAAUGAAAAUAUGAUUUAAUCAAAUAGUAAAGAAAGUAAUUUUGCAAUAGUUUUAAUAUUUUUAACUGCUCCUCACAGUAAUAGUUAUAAUAUUUAUCUGUAAGAAAUAUAAAUCAACCUAAAUUAAUCUCUAUAUGUAAUUUAUUGCAUUUCCAUUUAAUUAUGCCAAAUUUAUACUCCUGUUAAGCAAUAAAUUCAUUGAAGAGGUAAAAUUAAAAUACUUUUGUACUAUUCACAAUCUGUAAAGUAAGUUUAUCCGUUUAUCGUAUAUGUUACUAUUAUACGAAUCCAGCUCAACAGUAAUAAGUGUUGGAAGAUUGAAGAGUAUGAAUCUGUAACUUAGCGCUAUUAUGUAUUUUUUGUGAUACUACUUAACAAUUUGUAAUAUAUCUUUUUUAGUAUAGUGUAGGAAUUCAAUUAUCGUUCUUUUAUGUGUUCAAAUUAAACUGUUAUCAAUAGAAAUAAUGAUACAAACUCACAGAUAUUGUAUUCUAUCUGUGAGAAUGGAUUGAUUUUAUUCUGUAACUUCUCUUUUCUGCUUUACUGGAAGGUAAAUUAAAUGUUACUAUAAUUAGAUACAACUCAUUUUAUACAAAAUUUGCAAAUCUUUUCUGCAAAGUGAUAUAUUUGUUUUGUGCAUAUUUAUAGUUUUGCUUCGUAACAGCAAAGUAAUAAUGCAAGUUACCAUUAGUGCCAUAAUAUGAGCGGCAUUGAAAGAUGUAAGUGAAUAAUGAGUAUAAAGUUUGAAAAUGUCUUCUAAUUGAAAUUGUGAUGAGACUAACAUAGGUUAUGGGUCUCGGGACUUUAAAGCGUGAAAUGUUGCAGUAAAAUUCAAUAUUUAUCUUCUUUACAAAGUUAUCAUCAGUAUAAUAACUGUAUCUUUUAUAUUCCAGUCAGAAUAAAGACUAAUGAAAGGUAUUCAUUGCCAAUGUAGGUCUUCAUUUGUGUCAUAAUUUGUGGCAUUGAAUGUGUAUUAUUUUAUUGCAUUUUUGUAUUUAGACUACUGUAGCUUUUAAGAUUUUUGUAUAUUGUAUGAUUUGUAAUAAAAUUCUGUAAGCUCA
Molecule: messenger RNA, 8676 nt
Organism: Homalodisca vitripennis (glassy-winged sharpshooter)
Lineage: Eukaryota; Metazoa; Arthropoda; Insecta; Hemiptera; Cicadellidae
Product: mucin-2-like
Exons: 8
Coding region: 53-7399 (2448 amino acids)
Source: RefSeq, a predicted model, not a curated record